AUGGGCUACUCCCGGAGAGUGGACAGGAAGAAGCAGGAACAGCAAACCGUACGUGAGGCGGCGGCACGUGCUAUUAUUAUUAUAGAGUGCUGGCGGGAGGGGGAAGAGGAGGAAGAGGAGGAAGAGGAGGAGGAGGAGGAGGAGCUUCUUCAGGCUGAGAGGUGGAGAGCUUUCAGCAGCACUGCUGUGGAGGAGGAGCAGGAGCAGGAGCAGGAGAUGAUGCUGGAUAAAGAUCGAGGCGGAGGAGCAGGAGCAGCAGGAGUAGGAGCAGGAGCAGAAAGAAUGUCUGCUGUCCCGUCUAUGCAGCAGCAACAACCCCAGCAGCAACCUCAACAACAACAUGUGCUGCCGCACACACAGUAUGAUGCGAUGCACAUCUGUGACGAGCGUGCAUGCAUCAACCCGUUUCAUCUUGUGUGGGGAACAUGUGCUGAGAACCGGCGUGGUCAUCAAGGACGGGAUGGUAGCAUGGGCUAUAGCCGCCUGCCUCCGGUGCAGCAGGGCAGCAUCCUCCGUUUCGGAAGCAGCAGCAACAUUUCAGCGGCAGCAGAGCAGGAAGUAGGAGAUGCUGCUCGGAUGUUGCUCUAUCUGUUUGAUGGGCACCCACCAAUUCGGAAAUGA
This is a messenger RNA of Volvox carteri f. nagariensis, 621 nucleotides long. RefSeq lists its product as uncharacterized. The coding region runs from base 1 to 621 and encodes 206 amino acids. The transcript has 3 exons. Gene Ontology annotation, molecular function: endonuclease activity. NCBI's taxonomy places the organism in Eukaryota, Viridiplantae, Chlorophyta, Chlorophyceae, Chlamydomonadales, Volvocaceae. The record is from RefSeq and is a predicted model, not a curated record.